Molecule: messenger RNA, 1449 nt
Organism: Ceratosolen solmsi marchali
Lineage: Eukaryota; Metazoa; Arthropoda; Insecta; Hymenoptera; Agaonidae
Product: zinc finger and BTB domain-containing protein 9
Exons: 3
Coding region: 1-1449 (482 amino acids)
Biological process (GO): regulation of transcription by RNA polymerase II
Cellular component (GO): nucleus
Molecular function (GO): DNA binding; protein binding
Source: RefSeq, a predicted model, not a curated record
AUGAAUACCUCGGCGCAGCAAUAUUGUUUACGCUGGAACAAUCACAGUUCCAAUUUUGUGACAGUAUUCGAGCAGCUAUUGAAAUCUGAAGCUUUUACGGAUGUGACAGUCUCGGUACAUAAUGGAACUUCGAUCAAGUGCCACAAAAUGGUCCUCGCCGCAUGUUCAUCCUACUUCCAGGAUCUUUUCAUUAAGAAUCCCUGCGAACAUCCCAUCAUUAUUCUGAGCGAUGUCAAGUAUUGUGAAAUUAAGGCAAUUCUCGAUUAUAUGUACAAAGGAGAAGUCAAUGUAGCUCAAGAUCAGUUGGCUGGAUUGUUAAAAGUCGCAUCCUUCUUAAAGGUAAAGGGUCUUGUGGAGGAUAGCGAAUCGAGCAAUAGAAGAGAAGCCGAACCUUCCAUGUCUCCGUCACCUGCCAUCACCACAAGUACGAUGAGUACCGUAGCUCACAGCAGUGGAUACAUAUCUCCACCCCAUAUUCCUUCCUCGACCUUCAUCCCAUAUGGCAAGUCUCCCGUGGAAAGAAAUCAUAAUCACAUGCCAUUGUGGGCUGCUUUCUCUGGGCUUCCCAUGCCUCAGCAUCCCAUAUCUGGGCAUCAGCCACCACCGCGCAGUCAACACUCCAUUCUUGGAAGCUCCUAUGAAAAUUCAUCCGAGACUUCUCCUCUGAGCAGGAAAAAGCUCUCCAGCUUAAUGGCCAAUCGUGAUACACCAAUCUUAAGAAAUGUCCUUGGUCAAGGGCAGGCCGAUAGUUCUCAAGGAAUGUCCACUCCUCAUCUAGAAAGACAGGAUGCGUCAUUUUGCUCGAAUAGCAACGGAUCGGCUCACGAUUCGGAUAGACGAAACAGUGCAGAGCUCUCCGAAUCCAUGAUAGACGAAGAUGAGAAACAAAUCUCUCCCCAGAAUUACCCAGUUGGCAAUAAGUCAGGCGGACCCAAACCCGAGUGGAAACGCUACAAGCAGUACACCCGGGAGCACAUAAUGGACGCGAUGAGUGCCGUGCGCAACAAAGAGAUGAGCGCACUCCAAGCGGCAAGGAAAUACGGGGUGCCGUCGCGCACCCUCUACGACAAGCUCAAGAAGGCCGGGAUCCUGCCAUCGAGGGGUGCCGCUGUCCAGAGGCGCGAAUCCUCGCACUGUGGUAGCGCGCGUUUCCCCUAUGCGAGCAGCAUCAACGGGAGUGUGUACGGCAGCGGGGGCGGCGGGGGGGCCGUUCUCUCGGAGAGCGAGAGCGAGACCAAUGGACCCGGGGGCUGCACGAGCGAAGCUUCCUAUGCCUCGGCCCUGGCGAUGGACAUGUCCACGCGUAGCCCAAGCCCGAACCCGAACGCCAUCGGCGGCGGUCUCUCGGCCGAGCUCGACGACCAGGUUGAGGACCUGUCACUUAGCCGCGGCGCGCCCCCCCACGAGGAGGAGAACGCCAACGAUUCGGAUAGCUCCAACCGCGUCUGA